Beauveria bassiana ARSEF 2860 is the source of this 3678-nucleotide messenger RNA. RefSeq names its product CNH domain-containing protein. Gene Ontology annotation, biological process: intracellular signal transduction. NCBI's taxonomy places the organism in Eukaryota, Fungi, Ascomycota, Sordariomycetes, Hypocreales, Cordycipitaceae. Gene Ontology annotation, molecular function: guanyl-nucleotide exchange factor activity. The record is from RefSeq and is a predicted model, not a curated record. Bases 1 to 3678 code for a protein of 1225 amino acids. The transcript is spliced from 3 exons.
AUGGCGGAUUACCCUUACGAUACACGCCCCCCUCCGCGACAACGAGGCUAUCCGGACAAUAAUCCACAACGCGAUGCAGCUUUUUCUAACAUAUUCGGCGCCGCGCCGCCGCCGGGCAGGUCGCAAACCAUGAAUUCAUCUACAAUGCCUCCAAUGAUGGAUCAAGGAAGAGGGUUGCCGAGCGCUCCCCGGCACGCUCCCCAGCAACGACCUCAGCAGGGCUACUAUGGUGAUUAUGAGCAGCCGGCCCCUGCCGGCAGCCGAAUUUCGGAAGGCAGCCUUCCUGCUGGCUAUUACCAAGGUCAACGAUCUGCUUCGGGCGGGCAAUAUCCACCAAACCAGUACAUGCCGCAGGGACGUCGCCAGUAUCCCAACGCGGGCGGCCCGAUGCCUCCGAGGAUGGAAUCUCGAGGUGUGCCACCUCAAGCAGCAGGCGCAAGGCAUCAGGGGCAAAGAAUGUAUCAAAUACCACAUGGUGCUGCCUUAAAUACUGACCCUUACCGUUCUCAAUCCCUCGCCUCGACCUCCCGACCCCAAAUGUUCCCACAGUCGCCGCAUGCCUAUCAACAGUCGCCUGCGAACCAGUCUCGCCAGGCUCCUUACUCGCACCAGUAUUCCGCAAGAACUACUGCGCAGGGGCGUGUUGUACCCGAAAGACACGAGGAUCGUUCUAUGUCAAUGACCGGUCCAUUUCACAUGCAAGAUAGGGACGCCCAUCAAACGAUGAGUGGCCGCGUCAUUCCUAAUCGACGAACGCCUUCAGAUCUACAAACUGCGAACGGAUAUAUGCCACUUGCUGGUUCGUAUGCUAUUGCCUCCACUUCUCAGGCUAGAACUACGAGCAUGGUUUCAUCAACAAGCACUUAUGAGCAUUCUCGAACCUUGUCCAUUGCAUCUAGCAUUGCGCCGACAGUCACACCUUCCGAGUCUGACAGUACCACGCUAGUGCAGCGACCAUCUCGAAGUAAAUCUAUCGAGAGCGAGCGCCCUCAAACAGCAACCAAAAUACGCCCACCGCUUGUCUACCCUGCAUUGCUUUCUCGAGUGGCUGAGUGUUUCAGACAAAAAAUCUACGUCGGAGACCGUACCAAGAACGAGCUGACGUACAAGAAUGCCUUCAGUGGCUCUGAGGCUGUUGACGUGUUAUCCUACAUCAUUAGGACGACGGAUAGAAAUCUUGCUCUGCUUCUUGGCCGUGCCCUGGAUGCUCAGAAGUUUUUUCACGAUGUAACCUAUGAGCAUCGCCUGCGGGAUUCCCAGUCUGAGAUGUAUCAGUUCAGAGAAACCUUGAUCGAUGAACCAGAAGAUAAAUCACCUGUCAACGGUGUUUUCGUGUUGCUUUCAGAAUGUUACUCGCCUACUUGUACGCGGGAGCAGCUUUGUUAUUCAAUUGCAUGUCCUCGCAGACUGGAGCAGGUGUCACGUCUAAAUUUAAAAAUCAACCCUGGGCUUCGGAAAGAUGACGCAACCAAUCUGCACGAUGACGAAGCAGAUCAGACGGAUGAGCAAAAGCUCUGGAUCAACUCGGUUCCGAAGGAAGUAGCGGAUGCUGUUGGAGAGCGGGAGAAGAAGAGGCAAGAAGUGAUUUCCGAGAUUUGUUAUACGGAGAGAGACUUUGUCAAGGAUCUCGAGUAUCUGCGCGAUUUCUGGAUUCUUCCUCUUCGGUCAAAGCAGUCGCCCAUCCCUCCUCAGCGUCGCGAGAAGGUCGUCAAAACAAUCUUCAGUAACAUCAUUGACCAUCCAAGUAUCCACACUGUCAGCUCGAGAUUUGCAUCAUCUCUUACCACUCGUCAACAAAAGGAUCCAAUCGUCAAUAAUAUUGGCGAUAUUUUUCUGGAAUAUGUGCCCCAAUUUGAGCCUUUCAUCUGGUACGGGUCUAAGCAGCUUGAGGGUAAAUUUGGAUUCGAGAACGAGCGCUCAGUAAACUCUCAUUUUGCCAGUUUCGUCGACGAAAUCGAAAGGAAGAGAGAGUCUCGCAAGCUCGAACUCAACGGAUAUUUGACAAAACCAACUACUCGAUUGGCUCGAUACCCUCUGUUACUUGAAAACGUUCUCAAGUACACAGAAGAUGACAGUCAAGACAAGGCAGACAUACCUAAAGUGCUCACCAUGAUCAGGGAUCUCCUCGGCCGCGUCAAUGCAGAAUCUGGCAAGGCCGAAAAUCGCUUCAAUCUGAGACGCUUGCACGAGCAGCUGCGCUUCAAACCUAAUGAGAGGGUUGAUCUUCGAUUGACCGAAGAAGGACGCGAGCUGGUCUUCAAGAGCCAAUUUAAGAAGUCACCAACAGAUCCGGCCGAAAUUACAGCCUUUCUAUUUGACCAUGCCGUCUUGCUGGUUCGUAUCAAGCAGAAAGGCAAGACGGAAGAGAUCACUGCGUACAGGCGGCCAAUACCUCUGGAACUCCUUGCUAUCCGAGAGAUGGACGAAGUAAUACCCUUGCAGGGUUCCAUCAAGCGGUCAUCUUCAAGUCUCAUCCCAUCUAUCCGAACAACUACAUCAGACACCAAAAAGGGCGAAGGCUGGCCGAUCACAUUUCGCCAUCUGGGGAAAGCGGGCUACGAACAAACUCUUUAUGCCUCCAAUCAAGCGGCAAGAAAGAAAUGGCUACAGUUCAUUGACAACGCUCAGCAGCGUCUUCGCGCGCGCGCCGACUUCUUCAAUACCACUACCAUGUCGAGCAAUUUCUUUGGAGGUACCAAUCAGGUGAAUUGUGUCACGCCGUUUGACGGUGGCAGGAAAUUACUGUACGGCACUGAUAACGGCAUCUAUGUCUCUGAUCGCAAAGUCAAGGAGCAAAUUCCAAGACGAGUCCUCGAAACGCCCAGCGUCACGCAGAUCGAUAUUCUGGAGGAGUAUCAGUUACUGCUUGUCCUGUCAAACAAGACCCUGCAGUCCUACGCUCUUUCAGCUCUGAGCCCUGACGAACCAGCCCUGGGCAAGAGACCGAAGAAGAUACAAAAUCACUGCAGCUUUUUCAAGACCGGUAUCUGCCUAGGUAGACACCUCGUUUGCUGCGUAAAAUCGACCGCACUAUCGACUACCAUCAAAGUUUUUGAGCCCAAUGACGCGAUGACAAAGGCAAAGAAACAGAAGGGGCUUGGCAAGUUCAUCAGUAGUGGCCACGAUGAACUUCGGCCCUUCAAGGAAUUCUACAUCCCCACAGAAUCUACAUCAGUGCAUUUCCUCAAGUCGGUCCUUUGUGUAGCUUGCGCAAGAGGGUUCGAGGUCGUGUCCUUGCAAACUCUUGAGACGCAAUCACUACUUGACCAAGCCGACACGUCGCUUGAUUUUGUUGCUCGGAGAGAAGGAGUGCGGCCGAUACACAUCGAGCGGCUGAAUGGCGAAUUUUUGCUGAACUACUCGGAAUUCUCAUUCUUUGUUAACCGUAAUGGUUGGAGAGCUCGCCCAGAGUGGCGGAUCGACUGGGAAGGCGCGCCCCAGAGCUUUGCGUUAAGCUACCCCUUUAUCCUUGCGUUUGAGCCCAACUUUAUAGAACUGCGCAACAUUGAAAAUGGUACCGUCCACAUUGUGCCGCACAAGAGUAUCAGAAUGUUGCAUAGCAGCACCCACGAGAUUUUGUAUGCCUACGAGGAUGAAAAGGGCGAAGAUGUAGUGGAGGCAAUCGACUUUUGGAAGAACAAUCGACGUUCGGACGUGCCCGGCUCAUCUUCACCUUGA